Molecule: messenger RNA, 1602 nt
Organism: Ctenopharyngodon idella (grass carp)
Lineage: Eukaryota; Metazoa; Chordata; Actinopteri; Cypriniformes; Xenocyprididae
Product: zinc finger protein 570-like
Exons: 4
Coding region: 134-1381 (415 amino acids)
Biological process (GO): regulation of transcription by RNA polymerase II
Molecular function (GO): DNA-binding transcription factor activity, RNA polymerase II-specific; RNA polymerase II cis-regulatory region sequence-specific DNA binding
Source: RefSeq, a predicted model, not a curated record
AAGCAUUUCCUGCCGCUAAAUUCAGUGCUAAGCAUUCAGUUGCUGGAGUAUUUUAAAUGACGGAAUUAACGGCUUCCGCAUUAUAAGCAUUCUGAGCAGGGGUAGACAGUGAGACACGGUGUGUUUUUAUAAAAUGAAUGCUCGUGUGAACGGCAGCGGAAGGGAGCAGAUAUCACUGGUGUCCAGAUGUGUGGAGAAUGCGCUCGAGACGGCUCUGCGCAGGGCAUUUGAGGUGGCGCUUGAGAUCGCGCUAAAUGAGAUCAGCAGACUGACAGCAGGUCAAGCGGUACUGGAUGUCUGCUGCGAGCACAUUCGCGAGAGACAGCGGGAGAACAACAGUCUCAAAUUACCACCACAGCAUCUCAAUCAUGGUGAAUCAAAUCAUAGCAGCUUGUACAGUCGGAGAGAGGAUACACCGAGGAAAGUGUGUGAAAAGCAGGAGCACGGUGGUGAAGAAGAUGAAUAUGUGGAUGAGAGUGAAAGACUGAAUGGGUCUUUUCACAAAAUCUCUCAUGAGGGUUGUGUACGAUCACACGAAAUGAACAAAUCGCCUAUUAAUGAGCAUGAUACAUCAGACCAAAAGGAGCUCAACAUAGAUCACAUACAAGAUGUAGAGCCAAGCGAUCAAGACUUAUCAUUUCAGCCUGAAAUUGAGCGAGUUAUGGUGAAAAGUGAAAAGCCAGAUUCAGAAGAACUGGCACUGAAUAGAAGCUCUGGGUGUGCUUCUCCUUAUCCUAGUCCAGACUAUAGUUUUGACCCAGCUUGUAAUGAUGAGUUUGUGCACAACAGAAUGACUUUAGUUCAGUCAAAACUGCUAGAAGACUGGAGGCCUGAUCCAGAGAUGCCACAGAAGGAGACUGAACCUUUGGAUCAAGAACCCAGCCACAAUCAUGGCUCCUCAAAAAUCAAUUUGCCAUCCAGUAGCUGCAUCUCCCCUGUCUCCACCCAGUUUCACAACUUCUACCUAUCAGCAGACGACAGGACCUCCCUCAUGCAGUCAACUCAAAACUGUAUUGAGCAGCACAAAACCAUAUUAAUGAGUGUGGAAGAAGGCACUGUCGCAACCAGGCCAAGAAAACAGCAGCUUUUCCCUCCAGGGUGCAGCCCGUAUCACUGCAGCAUGUGCAGCCGAGACUUCAAUCGCCUGGAGAACCUGAAGACUCAUUUAAGGAUACACACUGGCGAGCGUCCGUACAGUUGUUCAUUGUGCGGGGUGCGGUUUCGCCACUCGGGGGCACUGACACGGCACUUCCGCAUUCACACCGGGGAAAAGCCGUAUGUAUGUGGAGAGUGUGGGAGGAGUUUUAGAAACUGUGGAGGUCUGCGCUACCACCAGAAAUCACACCAUCCUAGUACUGUCUUUAAAACAUCACACCUAUAAAAUGAUAUCAUUAGUCAGUUUUGAUAGUAAGCUUGUUGGCAUAUACAGGUUUAGACCAUUUUAGGUUACAGAUCAUGAAACGUCAACAGCUAAGUUGUAUGUUUGUGUUUACUGAACCUUUAUAAUUGUUUUAUUUGGAUUUUUUACUUGAUUUAUCUGGAUUUUGAAAUGUGAUCUUUGUCUAAAUAAUGUUUAAUAAACAUUCAAUUCAAACCUUCGAA